AGGACAGAGAGAAUCCAGAGAAUGCUUGUGACACUUUAUUUUUGGGCAAAACAGAGGAUGCACAGAAGAAAAAUGAUUAUAAAGAGAGAGAGAGAGAGAGAGAGGGGAAGGAGGAGAAAUGAAGAAAGCGAGGCAUCAAAGUUCCUGCCUCUCCCUGCAGUCUGAGUUUGUUUACGUUCUAUUUGUCGGUCGCUAGCUUCUUCAGUCAUGGGAUCAGAAGCUUGUGCCUCCCUUGUGGGAUCCGUGCUACCAGAUUGUUUACGGUUGGCGUCUAAACAUGCCGAGUAUGCCUCCAGCGCCAAAGAAAAUGUGGACAAAGCGAGCGACGGCUUGGCCUAUCUGAAAGCAAAGCGAGCAACAUUUGAGAACGAGGUUAAAAGUAAAGCUAAAGAAAACAAGAUCCCGUCUCCGAUGGCGCAGCACUGGCUCAAGGAGGUAGAUACUGUCGAUGCCAAAGUCGGCGAGAUCAAAAAGAGAUAUGUGCAAAGGGGCUGCCGUGCAACCGAAGACUGCCCGUUGAAUUUGUGCUUGAUUUACGGCGUCAGCAAAGAGGCUGCCAGGUUGCGUGAGAAGAUCGAGGAAUUGAAAGCAGAGAAAUCUGACCAGUUUUUCGAAGACGCGCCUCAAAGUCCUGCCAAAGAGCGACCGAUUUGGCCGCCGUUGAGAGCGAUGAGAUCGUUGCAGCGUCAUCUAGACGAGGUUCGCAGUCACUUGGACAGCGACAUCGUCGGAAUUGUCGGGAUUUGGGGCCUAGAAGGGGUGGGCAAGACCACACUUUUGACAUUGAUCAACAAUUCUAUGUUAGGUGCCGGAAACUCGGGUUUCGAGCACGUUGUUUGGGCCCAAGCUUCGAGGGACAGGACACUGGAGAGCCUUCAAAAUGCUAUCAUCUCCGAACUGCGACUGCCGGAUCAGACAGACGACAAGAGUUCGCGCGACGCUAGAAUCUUCAAGUAUCUGAACGGCAAGAACUUCUUGCUGCUCGUCGACGACAUGUUCGAGCAGAUAAAUCUAACUGCUCUCGGAGUUCCGAUUCCCGGCAGGUUCGCGAGCGGCCGAAAACACAAGGUGGUGUUCACCACGCGCUCCAGGAGCGUGUGCUCCGGCAUGAUGGCCAACAGGGCGAUAAAGUUGGAUUUUUUAGGGACCGACGAAGCGCAUCGUCUGUUCAGAGAAGUUGUUACCGACGAGACUAUCGAUUCCGAACCCCAAAUUCCUAGUCUGGCAAACCAAGUGGUCGAUCUGUGCGGCGGCUUGCCUUCAGCUCUUGUCGUAAUCGGGCAGGCUCUGUCCGAUAAAAGGACUCACCGGCAGUGGGAGCACGUGAUCCAGUUGAUAAACGACCAUCAGUUCGACUACGGCCUCUCUCGUAUGAAAGAGUCGGUGUUCGAGACUCUGAAGCUGAGCUACGACAGUUUGAAAAGCGACAAGCUACAGCGCUGCUUCUUGUGCUGCUGCCUGUGGCCCAGAGGGCACCGAAUUCCGCUCGACGAUCUGAUCGAAUGCUGGGUAGGGCUCGGCCUGAUACGCGAGUUCGAUUGGAUUCACGAUGCUUACAACGAAGGCUACUCCAUCGUCGGGGAUCUGGAAGGCGAAGGAUUAUUAGCGAGCGAUCUCGCCAGCUACGCAAGAUUACAUGGCGUUCUGUGGUUCUUCGCGCGGUGGAUCGCAUCGGAUCGCGAACGUAACACGACCGAAUGGGCGCUGUGUAACAAUGUAGACCAAUGGACAUCGGCGCGACGAGAGUCUCCAAUGAAUAGGGAAGCAGUUCUGGUAAAGCGAAUCCCAGAGAACAGCAAUCUUGCUAUGAAACUAAAUACCGAUCAUAUAGUUCCGAGCAAAUUCGUCGAACAAAUAGUGGGUCUGAAGUACCUAGAUCUUUCGUUCACGAAGGUGGAACAUAUUCCUGAGGACAUUGAGUUCCUGUUGGAGCUAGAAUAUCUCAACCUGUCGCACACGCGUAUAUGUUUGCUGCCGACCCAUUUGAGACGACUAAAGAAGCUGAAAUACUUGCUUCUGCGGUGCAUCGAGAAACUGCAAGAGGAAUCCAUGCACGCGAUAUCGCAGCUGGCGCAGCUCCAGGUACUGGACGUGUCGCCGUACGUGGAAAUCGCCGGCGACGCGCUGAGAGAGAUCGGAAAACACGUGAGAGCUCUCUCGAUGGCGGCGAAUGACGGCACCGUCCUCGACGUAAUGUACGGCAGUAUAUCGGUGCAGUUGUGGAGCAUCCGAAUAAACGAAACCGGAGGUCGCGACACUCUCUUCCUCGACAGGCUGAGCAAGAGGCAGCAGCACUUCCUCCGUAAGUUAGAAUUCCAUUCCUGCAUCGGUUUGAGGUAUUUGGUGGUAUUGUCCGGCGGCAAUGAUUUCUCCAAACUCGAGGAACUGUGCAUCCGGCAUCUUGAAAGUUUGACGGAGAUCACUUGGGAGGGCGUAUCGCCCCCGCUGUAUUUCCCGGUGCUGCAGACAUUGGUGGUCGAAGGAUGCCGCCGGCUGAAGAACAUCACUUGGAUCCGCAACCUCCCUUGCCUCCGGAAACUGCGGGUCGCAGAUUGCGGAGGCAUGGAGGAGGUGAUCUGCGACGCGGAUGGAAAGAUCGUGAGCAUAACGGAAUCCGCAUUGCGUCGUCUCGAAGAACUGAUCCUGAAAAACCUGCCGCGGCUGCGAAGCGUCUAUAACCAGCCUUUGACUCUGAAGUUUCUGGAAUCUGUUGAGGUAGUGGGCUGUCCGAUGCUUCGGCGGCUGCCACUGAGCUCGCAGACGGCGGAGAAGAACAAAUUCGAGAAAAUUGAGGGAGAGAGAGCAUGGCUGGAAGGCUUAGUUUGGGAGAAUGACGAUACCAAAUCCAAAUUUGCCCGAUAUUAUCGCGAACUCAAGGCAAGUACAGCCUAAUUUUUUUUUUUCUCUUUUUUUUUUUUUUUUCUGUUGGAGAGGAAAAUAAAGACUAAAUUGAUUGUGUUCUUCGGUAAAAUUGUGUCACUUCUGCGUCAAUUAGUUUUAGUCUGGUCACAUAAUAAUGUCUAAGUGGGAUUGUUGCAGCCAAUACAAAAAAAAAAAAACUUGUGUG
Molecule: messenger RNA, 3067 nt
Organism: Ananas comosus (pineapple)
Lineage: Eukaryota; Viridiplantae; Streptophyta; Magnoliopsida; Poales; Bromeliaceae
Product: probable disease resistance protein At1g61300
Exons: 2
Coding region: 208-2892 (894 amino acids)
Molecular function (GO): ADP binding
Source: RefSeq, a predicted model, not a curated record